Trichoderma aggressivum f. europaeum is the source of this 1956-nucleotide messenger RNA. RefSeq lists its product as uncharacterized. Gene Ontology annotation, molecular function: oxidoreductase activity. Lineage: Eukaryota; Fungi; Ascomycota; Sordariomycetes; Hypocreales; Hypocreaceae. The record is from RefSeq and is a predicted model, not a curated record. The transcript has 3 exons. The coding region runs from base 1 to 1956 and encodes 651 amino acids.
AUGCGCUUCCUCAUCUGCCUCAGCUGGGUCUUGAACUUUCUCAUCUCUCUAGUGUCUGCCCAGGAUUACGACUUUGGUGUCGACGUGGUGUCUCUCACUCGUCGACAGGAUCCAAAUGCUCCCAUCGUCGUCAGUCGCCUCCCAUUGGCCUCCAACGGGAGCACACCCCUGAGGCUCGAAGUUCGCGACAUGAAGGCAGACAAACGCAAGUGGGAUCUGUUCAUUCUGGCUCUGAGUAUGUUUCAGUCAGUCAGUCAGAGCGAUCCCCUGUCGUAUUACCAGGUUGCCGGGAUACAUGGUGUGCCCUUCGUGACAUGGAAUGGCGUUGGACCAGCAGCAGGAGCGAGCCAGUCAGGUUACUGUCCACAUAGUUCAGUCUUAUUUCCAACGUGGCACCGGCCAUAUCUUGCCCUGUACGAGGUGAGCCAUUCUCAGAUCCAGACAGCCGGUCUCGGCACAACUCGUAUGCCAUUCUCGGGAGGAGAUACUAAAUCUCAUCUACAGCAAGAGCUGUUCAAGCUUGCCGAUGCUAUUUCCCGCAUGUUUACCAAUGUCACCGAACGCUUGCUAUAUAUGCAAGCUGCAUCGGACUUUCGAAUACCAUACUGGGAUUGGGCAUCUCCCGCACCGCCUGGCCAAAGCCACUUCCCAGAUGUCUUUUGGAAUUCUACAAUGGCUCAAUACGGUCCCAAUGGCGUUCAAGUCAUUCGUAACCCUUUGUACUCGUACUCGUUUCAUCCGUUGGAUGCAGAGGCACUCAUCUGGCCCCCGCUGAGUAGCUGGAAUGAGACAAAGCGAGCUCCAAACACCGACAUUAGUGAGCUGGAGCCCCCUUCGAUGAACGACCAAGUGAACUCUGCUUUGCUCGCCAAGUUACCAGAGAUACAGCAGCGUUUAUACAUACUCUUUUCUAGCUAUCACGAGUUCGAUUCAUUUAGCAACAAGAAUUACGCCGCCUCUCAGAAUCUCAGCCAUCUGGACUCCAUCGAGGCCGUUCACGACAUUAUUCACAUAUAUGGAGGCUCCAGGGGGCAUAUGACCUAUGUUCCUCUAUCUUCCUUUGAUCCGCUCUUCUUCUUGCAUCACGCCAUGACAGACAGGUUGAUAUCAAUGUGGCAGCUUCUCAAUCCCACGGCAUGGAUAACACCUCAAGUAUCAGGAGAGGCCACGUACACUGCGUUGAAAGGAACCAUGCAAAACUCCAGCACGCCCCUUACGCCCUUCAUGUCUUCUGCCGACGGCACGUUCUGGGAUUCCGACAUGUCUAGGACCACUGAAGUGUUUGGCUACGCAUACGGAGACUCGUCAGCUCUGCCUGGAGACAGCGAGAGCCCGCGAAACAAGUUGAUCAGGAAGAUCAACAAAUGGCUUGGGAAGAACAGCCCAGCCAUGAUUCGGGUCAAGAGUCAGGCACAACGGCGGCCAAGCGGGUUAUGGAAGGGCAAUCCAAGUGUCAAGGGCUUUCAGCCCAGCCUUAAAGCGGACGCGACGAACAAUGCAGCAGAUGGCCAUUACACAGAAUGGAUCACAAAUGUAUAUGUGAACCACGGGGCCUUGGACGGAUCAUUCAGCAUUUACUUGUUUGCCGGUCAGCCACCAGAGGAUGCUAGCACUUGGGGGAUUGCUCCAAAUCUCAUAGGAUCAGUUGGAAUCUUCACCAUGAGCGGAAUGAGCGGCUCCCAUUCCAAAAUCUCGGGGACAGUACCGUUGACCAUGGCAUUGAUGAGGCUUGUUGACCUAGAAGCGCUCCAAGAUACUGAGCCAAGCUCGGUGGUGCCGUUUCUUCAAAAGACUCUACACUUUCGUAUUGCCAGCAUUGAUAACAAGGAGGUCGAGCCAGAGCAGGUGAUGGGGCUCUACAUUGGCAUCAGCAGCAGUAGGGUGCGAUUGCCUGGGAGCGAUGUUGAAUUCCCGGAAUGGGGUCAACCAACUUUGAGGUUAACAGUAUGGGAGUAG